Rhizopus microsporus ATCC 52813 is the source of this 882-nucleotide messenger RNA. Its product is annotated as NAD(P)-binding protein. The transcript has a single exon. The record is from RefSeq and is a predicted model, not a curated record. NCBI's taxonomy places the organism in Eukaryota, Fungi, Mucoromycota, Mucoromycetes, Mucorales, Rhizopodaceae. Bases 1 to 882 code for a protein of 293 amino acids.
AUGUUUAUCUUGAUUACUGGAGGCACAAGCGGUUUAGGAAGACUGGCUGCUAAAAAAUUCAUUGAACAAGGUCAUACUGUUAUCAUCACCGGUCGUUCACAGUCGACCUUGAGUGAUGCUAGAAAAUGGAUUGUUAGAGAUGCUGCUCGUAACCAAAAUUUAUUUGAACUUGUCUUGGAUUUGACUGAAUUAAAGACGAUAAAAGCUGCAAUGGAGAGAUUAACAACAUUCAAUUUGAAUUGUCUUGACGUGAUCAUACACAACGCAGGUGGAUUAACAUCUCAAUUUGAGAGAGUAGGUGACGUAGAAAAAACAGUAUUUAUGAACGCUAUCGCACCACUCUACUUAAACCAGCUACUGCUGCCGUUUAUAGAGAAAAGCAACAAUCCAGCCAAAAAGAUCGUAUUCGUCACAUCCACGCUCCACGAUCCAAACGUGGUCGGAGGCAGCAGAACAGAACAAUCGCGUAUUCCACAAGAUGUGCAGAUAGAGGAUCUACGAGGAACAACGGCCAACAAUUGGGACUCUAUGAGGUAUUACCGCAUAUCCAAGUUGGCCACGCUGUGGAACGCGUAUUGCCUGUCUCGCAAAUAUCCACAGAUCCCUGUGAUUGCUUUCUGUCCGGGUUUUGUGCCUUCAACAGAGCUAAAUCGUCACUCUGGCUUCAUGUUAAGAUUGAUCAUGAAAUACGUUCUACCUUGGAUGAGUUUUGCAACUAGUGAACAAGAAGCUACAGAUGAUUAUGUGUUUUAUGCAACAAGUGAUAAUAUCCAAUCGGGCACAUAUUACCGUAAGAGAAAGCCUGAAACAAGUUCAAAGGAUUCCUUGGAUGUGUCAAAACAAGAGGCAUAUUGGACCUUUGCCAAUAAUCAAUUGAAUUAA